CUCACAAACCAGUUGGCAAGGUCAAGAGGACCAGCACAGUAAGAUGUGGAAGAGAAUCGACCAUCAACUCAAGAUCAAAGCAGGGGAUGGGCCUCAGACAGGCCAGUUCAAGGAACUGGGUCCAGCUCGGGAAGUCACCGUGCCACACCCUCUAGCGCUGUCAGAAUUCCAGAGCUUCCCUGUGUUUGAGGACAUCAGUCAUCACAUCAAAGAAGUGGGGGCCCAGCUGGUAAAGAAAGUCAAUGCCAUCUUUCAGCUGGACAUCACCAAGGAUGGGAAGACCAUUCUGCAGUGGACCAUUGAUCUGAAGAAUGGCUCUGGGAACACGUAUCCAGGACCCGCCAGGCUCCCAGCGGACACUGUCUUCACAAUCCCGGAGCCUGUCUUUAUGGAGCUGGUUUUGGGCAAAAUGAACCCUCAGAAGGCUUUCCUCGCUGGCAAGUUCAAAGUGAGCGGCAAAGUUCUGCUUGGCCAGAAGCUGGAGAGGGUUUUCAGAGACUGGGCUAAGUACUGA
Molecule: messenger RNA, 514 nt
Organism: Balaenoptera acutorostrata (minke whale)
Lineage: Eukaryota; Metazoa; Chordata; Mammalia; Artiodactyla; Balaenopteridae
Gene: SCP2D1
Product: SCP2 sterol binding domain containing 1
Exons: 1
Coding region: 44-514 (156 amino acids)
Cellular component (GO): cytosol
Source: RefSeq, a predicted model, not a curated record